Microthlaspi erraticum is the source of this 309-nucleotide messenger RNA. Lineage: Eukaryota; Viridiplantae; Streptophyta; Magnoliopsida; Brassicales; Brassicaceae. The record is from the annotation of a GenBank genome assembly.
AUGGAAUCAACCACACACUCGAUGUCCAAAUUGAGAUUACUAAAUACUAACCGAACAAUGAUAAAGAAGGCGCUUAGUGUUUUUACCGCAGAGAUGGCAUUUAGGGUCGGUGUGAUCAGGAGCUCCCGUCGUGAGAAGCUUAAGACGAUGACCUUCAUGAGAGGGAAGCUCGGAUGUCUCGAGUAUAUUGAUAAUAAAAGCACAUUUCGUGUGAAGAGUAAACUCGCAGGUAUGGCAAUGGUAGCCAUUGAGGCACGAUUGGUCGCAAGCAUCGCAUUCCAAACCACUGUCCCAUACAAGGUGUGUUAA